CGGAUGAUGUAUUGAUGACAGUGGUGUCCCCGCCUAUUAUGGUAAACUUUAAUUAAUUAAAAAGUUAAAUGUUUUUUCUAACAAUUAUCGGGAUGUGAAUGUGAAACUAAAAAAGAAAUGUGCAAACAAUUUCAAUUUGGAAACUAUACUUUCAGUCAACACCAGUUUUAUUAAUUGCUGGUUUCUUAUUUAUUAAAAUGCAACAUCAUGUUAUCGAUUGGGAAAAUAAUAAUUUAUGUGAAUGGAUAAAUAGUAUAGAGAACAGGCAUCCCCACAUCAAAAUAAAAACAAGUUCAGUCAAAUAUUAAUAUAAUAUCCAUAAAUCUAUAACAAUCUCUCAUAAAGGUUCACUUACUAGACGAAGGCCUCAUUAGAUGAAUCAAAAAUGUCAGAAUCGAACGUUAGCCGAUGUCACCCUCUCCACUUUAGUUCAGCUCAACAGAACAGUGGAAAAAUAGAUACUUUACAUGUUUAUUUACCAAAUAACGGUUUCCGUACAAUCAAAUUCAAUGAACAAGUUGACAAUGUACGCAAAAUCAUUGAGAGCAUUGUACAAAACAUAGUACCGGGACACAAAGCAAAUUCACAAAGCUAUGCAUUGCGCUUGCGAAAUGUUAUUACCAAAGAAGUUGUCUGGAUAUCCAGGGACACACCAAUGACUCAAGUUGCAGCUCGAAUUUCGAACCCCUCGUGUUCGAAUACGGAAUGCCCAUAUAAAACGAUGAGUAAUCGAAAAAAGGAACAGCAAAAGCCAGAUAUUGUUGAUACGCAUAUUAAUAGCGUUUGGAGAGCCGAACUCAGAGUUCGUUAUAUUCCAAAAAGCAUUAAGGAGUUAUAUGAAAAGGAUAGAAUAACCUGCCAUUUUUAUUUCGAUCAAGUAAAACAAGACUACAUUAAUUCUAGCAUUACAACUAUUGACCUCGAUGUGGCAAUUCAAUUGUGCUGUUUAGGAAUUAGACAUUAUUUCAGGGAUGUUAUUAAAGCGGAAGAUAAAAAACAUCAUGUAGACUACAUUGACAAAGAGAUUGGUUUUAAAUCUUUUUUACCACAAGCUGUGAUACAUAGCACUAAGCAAAAAAAUCUUAAGAAAUUGAUACAAACUGGUUACAAAAAAGUUUACAACUACAGUGAUAUCGAAUAUAUCCUUAAAUUUUUUGAACUCUUGCAAACUCAGUACACGUUUGAUCAGGAGCAGUUUUCGGUAACUCUAAGUUCGGCGUGGAAUAUUUCAGGGAUAUUAUACAUUGGACCUAAUAUUGGAAUCUCUUAUCUAACUCAUCCACAAACGGGACUUACAAAAGUUACUGAUUUUCAUAAUAUUGAAAGAAUAAAAACUUGCAUCUUAUCAAAAGACAGUCAACAAAUAGAUGAUUCUCAACAAUAUUCAACAACAGAUCGAUUAAAAAAUUCACAGAAGUUAGCAAACAAUGACAAAUCUGCUAAGAAAGAGAACUGCAAUUGUAGAGAUAUUAAAACACAGUUAAAAAUGAAAACCAGUAGUAACGAGGAAGAAUUAGUUAUAAAUUGUGUUGGACUUAAUACUGCAGAUAGUAUAGCAGAUUUAGUCGAUGGCUAUUGCAGUUUAGUGAACAAUAGUGAUAUUUCCCUUUGGGAUCGUUCCAACGCGUCUGGAAAUAGUAGUAGUACUAAAAACUCCCUAGAAAGAUCUAAAAUUGUUUUGUCCAAAGACAAUGAUGCGUCAAAUGUUGCUAAUCUUAAGCCCGGCAAUACAAGCACUAAACAAAUUGACCAGCAAAAGAGUAUACCAAAAUUAAGUGAUGAUUAUGCUGAAAUUGGUUUGGUUGAUGAAGAAGGAGAUUACUCUACACCUGCAGUUCGAAAUUAUGAACUGGAUAGAUCGCAAAUUGUGCUCAACGAAAUCAUUGGAGUCGGACAGUUCGGAGACGUUCACAUAGGAACUUAUUACAUUAAAGACAAACCAAGUCGAGAAAAAAGUAGUACAAAUGGAAAUGACGAAAAUGGGGCAAACAAUACUCAGACUGAUAACAAGGCUGGUGCAAUUCAAGUAGCGGUUAAGACCUGUAAAGCGGAUGAUGAUCUAACUAAAACCGAAAAAUUUCUUCAAGAAGCUUAUAUAAUGCAAAAGUUUGACCAUCCUCAUAUAAUACGCCUCAUAGGCAUAUGUAGCAGCGCUCCCAUUUGGAUUGUCAUGGAGCUAGCUAAGCAUGGUGAACUUCGAGCAUUUCUAAAAUCAAAUACUGAAAAGCUUAAACGAGGUUUUCUUCUUUUGUAUUGCUAUCAACUUUCGACUGCCCUUAGCUACUUAGAAUCGAAAAAAUUUGUUCAUAGAGAUAUUGCAGCAAGAAAUGUACUAGUCAGCACUCCAACGUGCAUUAAGUUAGCGGAUUUUGGACUUUCCCGUUGGGUUUCAGAUCAAUCUUAUUAUCAUUCAAGCAUGUACAUGCUCCCUAUAAAAUGGAUGGCACCGGAAUCUAUUAAUUUCCGGCGUUUUACAACAGCUAGUGACGUCUGGAUGUUUGGUGUCUGUGUAUGGGAGAUCCUUAUGUUGGGUGUAAAACCAUUCCAAGGAAUAAAAAAUAAUGAUGUGAUAUUAAAACUAGACAAUGGCGAACGAUUACCAUUGCCUAAUAACUGUCCCCCCCGUUUGUAUUCCCUUAUGUCCCAAUGUUGGUCAUAUGAACCUCUGAAGCGACCUAAUUUCAAGAGCAUCAAAGAAAUUUUAUAUGAAAUUUUAGUCGAAGAAAAAUUGAGUGACUCUGAAACGAUGCGUAGAGAAAAUAGAAGAGUAGCGGCUAUGUCGUGGGGUGCAAGCGAAAAUGCACCACCACCAAAACCUACCCGAAAUACUCCUGGAAAUGAUUUUUUGAUGCCAGCAGUAGAAGAGGAUCAAGGAGCUCCAUUAACAUAUAUAAUUGCCCAAAACUCAACCGUCCUUGCUCGCCUUAUGAUGGAAAACGAAAACCGCAGCAUCAACCCGUCUUGCUACACCACACCAGCAUCGGUAUUUAAUACUUUAGCAGUAGAUGUAGAUAAAGCUAAGACUAAAAUAACAAAUAACAUAAAUCCGACUGAAUUAUCUCUCAAAACGACAAAAAUCCCUGCUUCAGAACUCCAAAAAUUGGAUCCCAUUAUUGACGAAAAUAUACCAGUUCUAAAAUCCCAUCCAACAAUAUCAGAUAGCUUAGGAACUGAUAACUUACCCAUGUUUAGAUCUAACACUCUUGACUCACACUUAAGCUCCUCCUCUUCAUUGUCCCCAAUGUGUGAUACUAGUGCUUCUAACAUUUCUAAUUCUACUGACAAACACAUGCAUGAUCAAAAAAAAAUUAUGAUCGAAUUAAAAAAUAAUCAUUGUAAUAAAGAACCGCAAAUGUUUGCAACACAACAUUUAAAAAAUUGUGAAACUAAUAAUUAUCAGCAGUAUUAUGAUCACCAGUCUAUGAUUCAUCAGUAUGUAUUAGACCAAAAACAACAGCAUUAUAAAAUUAAACCGCUGCAAUCAUCUAAGAUAUGCUCGCUCAUUCGUGAGACUAGUCCUUCUAGCACAUUCGAUUCCAAUCAAAGUCUUAAUACAUCUGAAAAUUUCGAGAGACAAGCUCGUACAUUUUACGGCAGUCUUGAAAGAAAUCAACAAGUGCUUAAAUCGGUACAGCAAAUCUGUAUGCGACCAAAAGGUGGCAGCUUGGAACGAAACCAAUCUAUAGCAGACGUAAAAAAUAUAUUUCGUAAUCGUAUCUUCCGCGGUGGCAGUCUUGAAAGAAAUCAACAGAUGAACAAUCAUCGUUCGGGAAGUCUGGAAGGCAACCCUUCUUACCAUAUGUAUCGCCCGCCAAUGGGAACUACUCUAGAAUCAGAACAAGAAGGCAUAUAUGACUUUGGUGGAGCAAAUGUAAAAAGUUGUGCACCACCUACAAUGAAAACAGUUACAGUUCCGUCCCAAGGUGGAGGCAUCUUGCAACAAUUUGAUAACGAACAAUCCCUUCAGCACGAGGCUUCAACGACUAGUCAACAUUCUUCUGCUUCGUCUUAUAUACAUCAGCCAACGCAACCUUCGCACAUGCAUUAUGUCCAAGGAAAGGGCAAUAUGAACUGUGCUCAGUCUCCUCAAAACAAAAUGUACACAUCAAUGAUGCCUGCUAAUAGCUAUAUGAGAUCCUCUGAAGGUUAUCAAACUAACUCAGUGCCCCAGCCAAGUUCUUUGCCUAUAUUGCCAGAAAACAAACUUGUAGAUGGCUCUGUUUCAUGUCCCUAUAUGAUACCAAAUACUCUGCAGCGAAACCAAAAAAGAAAUCGUCAUUACUACGAAGCUGGUCCUGGUGAAACAAUUGCUUUUGAAUCUGGACAUAAUCACCAAGAGUGUUAUGUUCCCAAAGAUGAAUGCAUGCAGGUACCAGUCACAAGGGAUGUUAAUAGAGAUCAACGUAUUGAAAAUGAGGUCGAAAAUGAAUGGUUUACACAAGAUGAGCACUUAUCGAAAUUCAUUCAAGAAGACAUUGAUAAAAAACUUCUUAAACAGCAAAUUGAAAGUGAAAUUGAUAGCAAGUGGCUUAUUCAAGAAGAAAAUGUUUUGAAAAAACGACUCAGUCUUAUUAACUCAAAUGCAGAAUCUGGCACUUAUGGGCAUGAUGAUGAUAACAACACUUCACAUACAAAUUGGUCUCAAAAUUCAAAUAGCCUAAAUAGGUUAUCUAGACCGAGUUCACCAGGCUUAAAUUCAGGAACUCAGCAUUCAAACACCUCGCCGGGAAUAACAGAACGAAGGACCGGUGCAAUAUCAUCUUUAGGUGAAGUUGAUGAAGACAAAAAUAAAGUUCCUCCAUCUACAAACAAUAAAAAAUCACCACAAAUUACUGAUCGUACAAAUGAUGAGGUUUAUGCGGCAACAACAAGUGUUGUUAGAGCAAUAAUGGCAUUAUCACAAGGAGUUGAAAAGGCCUGUGCUGCAGAAUACUUAGAUUUAGUAAGAUAUGUUGGAAUUGAACUUCGAAACCUUCUAGUUUCGGUCGAUAAAUUAUCCACUCAAUUUCCACCACAAGUUCACAAAGAAGUUGAAAUGGCGCAUCAAGUUUUAUCUAAGGACAUGCAUGAGCUGGUAUCAGCAAUGCGCUUGGCUCAGCAAUAUAAUGAAACCACUUUAGAUGUGGAAUAUAGAAAGAGCAUGCUCUCAGCAGCCCAUGUUUUAGCAAUGGAUGCUAAGAAUUUACUGGACGUCAUUGAUUCAAUACGAAUACGAUAUUCAGUUGUAAACAAAUGCCAUACAAAACCACAAUCUUUGUUCCAAAGCAAUAAUACAUCAUCAGAUGAGACAACCCAAAACGAUGUUUCACAAUCUCAAAACUACCAGUGUUCUCCAGGUUUUUCAUUACAAGCUUCCCAUACAAAUGAAGAAGGUUACCAAAUAAUGUCAAAAGAGACCUAUGAAAACAGUAUUGGCGCUUACAAUCGAACACCUGUCCAGACUUCCAAUUCAUCUUCUAUAAGUUGCUCUGGAAUUUAUGACAACGAUUGCAUUAUCAAUGAGCAUGUUAAAGACAUAGAACCAAAUAUUACCAAAUCUGCUUCCAAUGAGUAUGACACAUCGACUGAUAUAGGAGCUCGCUUUUCAGAUAAAUCUAUAGAAAGUUUUGAAAUUGAAAAUAAAUCCAAAGAACCCCCUGAUGAAUCGCUUAAAAUUGUGGAGGAAAAUACACAUUUGUACUGUAAUCUAUCAAUAGCCUCUGGAACGGAGCAGCUUGUUCACAACUAA
Eupeodes corollae is the source of this 5728-nucleotide messenger RNA. It is a transcript of the gene Fak, whose product is annotated as focal adhesion kinase 1. Gene Ontology annotation, molecular function: protein tyrosine kinase activity; ATP binding. Gene Ontology annotation, cellular component: cytoskeleton; focal adhesion. NCBI's taxonomy places the organism in Eukaryota, Metazoa, Arthropoda, Insecta, Diptera, Syrphidae. The record is from RefSeq and is a predicted model, not a curated record. The transcript has 19 exons. Gene Ontology annotation, biological process: protein phosphorylation; signal complex assembly. The coding region runs from base 386 to 5728 and encodes 1780 amino acids.